Hevea brasiliensis (rubber tree) is the source of this 2833-nucleotide messenger RNA. RefSeq names its product crossover junction endonuclease MUS81. The transcript has 16 exons. Gene Ontology annotation, biological process: DNA catabolic process; double-strand break repair via break-induced replication; mitotic intra-S DNA damage checkpoint signaling. Gene Ontology annotation, molecular function: crossover junction DNA endonuclease activity; DNA binding; 3'-flap endonuclease activity. NCBI's taxonomy places the organism in Eukaryota, Viridiplantae, Streptophyta, Magnoliopsida, Malpighiales, Euphorbiaceae. The record is from RefSeq and is a predicted model, not a curated record. Bases 537 to 2468 code for a protein of 643 amino acids. Gene Ontology annotation, cellular component: nucleus; Holliday junction resolvase complex.
CCGAUCUGAAGAAGAGCGUUACGUUGACCUUGUACGGUAAGCUCCUGUCAGUGAUGUUCGUGCGCAGUUUCUAGAAAGUGGAAAGCGCAGCAGGUGAUAUAUUAUAGUUGCAGAUGGAUAAGGAUAGAGAAAUACAAAAAUGGCAGCCGGUCGGUGACUUUAAUGGACACGUGGACACUGAAAGACGGAUAAUAGAUUAGAUCGGGUAACACAAUCCACGGUGGAUAGCGAUUAGCGCUCAUGACACGGCUGGAGUUGGAUGGUAGUGGAGAUAUUUUUUCCUUUUUUUUUUUUAAAGGUUUUGUUUCUUUACAUUCUGUUGUGUGCCCCAAUUCUUCAGCAGAGUUGGUGUCUUUUGAAAGCCCAAGUUAGGCCCGGUCCACAAGAGAGCAAUUUCAAACUCCACCCGAUUCGGAAGAAUCUGGCGCGAUUUCUGAUCCCUAUCCGCAUCAAAACCCUAUUAGUAAAACCUCCGUUUCUCCGAUAUCCCCAAACCCAGUAAAAACCCAGAUAAUCUAUUCCCCAUAAUCCCACAAAUGCAGAACCAGAACCGGGUGUUUUGCCCCGAAAACGAAGAGCUCGUAUCCUUCAUGUUGCAGAAGAGGCAAGAAUUGGCUGAAAGGCCUGAAGGGAUAUCAGAGAACAUAGACAUGAUUCUUUCUAAGGCUUACAACAGUGUGUGUAGCUCAAAGACUCCAAUCAAAACUCUCAAGGACUUAUCUCAGAUUAAGGGUGUAGGUAAAUGGAUUCUGAAAUUAAUGCAAGGGUUUUUUGAUAGUGGUUCAGGAAUUUCUGAGCCAGAAGACUUGACCAAAAAGGUUAAGAGAGCCAAAGGAGCAAAACGCUAUGUGCCACAAAAAAAUUCUGUUGCGUAUGCAUUGCUGAUUACCCUUUACAGGGGAACUUCAAAUGGCAAUGAAUUUAUGCGUAAACAGGAGCUUAUUGAUGCAGCUGAAGCUAGUGGGCUAUCUCGGGUUUCUAUUUUGCAGGAAAAAGGAAAAGGGAAACCUGGACAAUUUGGAAGUUCUUCCAGGGACUGGUAUAGUGGGUGGAGUUGCAUGAAGACAUUGAUAUGCAAAGGAUUAGUUGUUAAAUCAAGUUGCCCUGCAAAGUACAUGCUGACUGAGGAAGGGCAGGAAGCAGCUCGUGAAUGUCUUUUGAGAUCUCGUUUGUUGGAUCCUAGAGAAGGUUCAGCUAAUGUAGAGGUUUCUUCUGAUGUGGACAUGGAUAAUGCAUCAGAUCUAGAGUCUGCUCACCCUGGUUCAACUUCUUUAGUGAUAUCUUCAUCUGUUGGUUUAAGCAGGAAGAAGAAAUCAAUUGAUGUUCCUCUAGAAUCUCUUGAGAGGUUUAUGCGCAUGGGAUACACUAAGGAACAAGUACUUCAUGCUGUAACUGAAGUUUCAGAGACUUCCCAGAACAAGGAGAUUUCAUUGCUUUGGCCAGCAGUUCUUUGUCGUCUUCGAGAAGAUCAAGUUUAUGGUCUCCAUUCAGAACCUCAAACCCUGAGAAAGGAUUGUCAAGCUAAGUCUACGGCUCACACAUUUACAAAUGUUCAAGUAGAUCUUGUUGAUAAUCAGAGUGUUGGGAUGGAUUUGACUUCUGAUGAUGGAAAUAUUCCAAAUUUGCAUUCUGUCUGUUCUGCACCUGAUGCAUUUACCUUGAGAACUUGUUCAUCAUCUGGUUCUGCUGCGAAGAAGCUGAGUUUGGGUGGCCUGGAAGAAAACAUGAAUAUUUUACGCAUGCCGCCUCUGAACUUAGGGGAGAGAUUUGAGGAUGUGUAUGAAGUAAUAUUGAUACUGGAUGACAGAGAGCAUUAUGCCAUUCAGGGGUCAAAGUACAGUAAACUUAUUGAGAGCAUUUGCAAAGAACAUAAAAUUAAAAUAGUGGUUAGGCGGUUACCUGUUGGAGAUGGAAUCUGGAUAGCUCGCCAUAAGUAUCUGUUCUGUGAAUACGUGCUUGAUUUUAUUGUUGAGAGAAAGAAAGUUGAUGACUUGCGCUCUUCAAUCAGGGAUCAUCGCUAUAAAGAUCAGAAACUGAGGCUUCUGAGAUGUGGACUUAAGAAGCUGAUAUAUCUUGUGGAAGGUGAUCCAAAUUCCUGUGAAGCAGCUGAAAGCAUCAAAACAGCUUGUUUUACAACAGAGAUUCUGGAAGGAUUUGAUGUGCAGAGAACAAGUUGCCUGCGUGAUACACUGAAGAAGUAUGGUUAUCUCACUCACUCAAUAACUCAAUACUAUGGAUCGCAGCUGCCUGAGUAUAAGCCAAACUGUGCUGGGGUCUGUCCUCCUUUUGAUGAAUUUAUCAAAAGGUGCCAAGACCUGGACAAAAUGACAGUCUGUGAUGUAUUUGCCAUUCAGCUCAUGCAGGUACCUGACAUUUCUUGUUCCACAAGUAACAGAGGAAAUUGCCAUUGCUGUUCUAGAUCUGUAUCCAACACUUGUAUCUCUUGCCCGUGCCUAUUCUCUGCUUGAUGGUGAUGUCUGUGCACAAGAGGAGAUGCUUAGGAAGCAGAGUAACAAUGCUAUUAAUGCAACUGCUAGUAGGAAUAUCUUCCGAUUGGUCUGGGGCAAUGACCAAUGAGUAGUCUUCUGUUAAUGAGGACAUGAUGUCGAUUUUCUGGAAGCAAAAGAUAUUUGCUUCAUUAUUGCUGUGCUUUUGUCUUGCAAUGUAAAAAAGAUCGUACACUGUUAUUAGAACAAGAUCAUGAGUAGCAAUUUGUAUAUUUUGCGGUAGAAUCAUUUUUUUGAUUGUAAAGGUCAACAAAUAGAUAUGUUCUGUGUUUGACAGUAAAAUAGUUUGUUGUGUUACAGUUGCAUAACAGUGAUACUCAACUCAA